AUAGUCGAAUGCAGCCUGGUAGUUCCUCAUUUUUUGGAAGUGGUGGUCUUGAGAGAGAGCUUGUCCAUGAAAAUGAUAACUCUUCUCAUCAUCCUCUCAAUGGUAAUAAGCGGUUGAGGAUGGGUGGCCCUUGGGAUGGUAAGAUGUCAGGUGGUGACUUUGAUUCGUGCAUGGAGCAAAUGCAGCACUGGAUGGAAAAGGCUAAGAUGGUGUAUACGCAGAAAGAACAAGUUUGCGAGCAAUCGAUGGUUGACCAGCGGAUGUUACUGGAUGAGUUACAGCAAAGGGAGGAGGUGAUUGGUCACUUGCAGAGGGCCAAGGCUGAAGAGCAGCAGAAGAGAAAAAUGGAGAUGUAUCGGCUUGAGCGUGAACUCUAUGUAAUGGGAAAGCUCUUGGAUGGCUAUAGGAAGGCUUUGAAGGAAACACAAAAAGCAUUUGCUGAAUAUAGAGCACGUUGUCCACAAUCUGAUGAGCCACUCUACAGGGAUGUUCCUGGGUCAGGUGGUCUUGUUUUGAGCACCAUGGAACUGGCGAAGCAACGCCUAAAGAAAGAAGAAGAGGAAAGGAUGACCCGUCUGCUGCUUGAAAGACAGAUUAAGGACUUUGAAGCUGGGUGGGUUAGCAAAUUUGAAGCACACCCCAGAGUGUUGAAUUACUGAGUAACAGGUUGCAAGAUGUAGAGUUGGAAGUGAAACUUCUGAUUGAACGGAUUGCAAAACAGAGGAUUCCAGAAAUACCAGAAUCUGCUCCAAAUGGAAAUGAAUGAUGCUUGGUUACUGUUCUGCAAACGUAUGCUAGAAAGCCUGGUGCAUCGUUUGACGGGAUUUGGAGGCAAUAUACAAGGAAGAUCAUUGUUUUUUGCAGUGUUUGUUGCUGACAUUAGCCUCUUACUUCACUGGUAGUCAGUCGGCUUUAUAUUGUAGGUCAUAUACUAGCUCGUACUGUAUCGGUAGUAAAUAUAUUUGAAGCUUUUGCACAUCAGGAUAUGCUUCUCAAUGCCAAUGAAUGAUAAACAAGCUGCUUAAGUUA
Molecule: messenger RNA, 1029 nt
Organism: Pyrus x bretschneideri (Chinese white pear)
Lineage: Eukaryota; Viridiplantae; Streptophyta; Magnoliopsida; Rosales; Rosaceae
Exons: 2
Coding region: 9-659 (216 amino acids)
Source: RefSeq, a predicted model, not a curated record